AUGGCCGCGCCGGUAUUGCCGUCGGGAUUGCUGGACAUAGCAGGCCUGAUCAAGGCAGUUUGUGAGAACAAGACUGAUGGCGCAGUUGUGAUGGCGUUGCGGGCGCGCGUGCACUUUCUCGCGAGGAUGCAGGAGCACGCAGCCGGCGAGCCCCAAGCCCUUAAGCGAGUGAGCGAGGAAAUGCUAUUGGGUCGGGUGGGAGGGUUCGAACUAUCGAUCCCUGCGCGUGAGCAAGAGGGGUGA
Messenger RNA from Gaeumannomyces tritici R3-111a-1, 243 nucleotides. RefSeq lists its product as hypothetical. Bases 1 to 243 code for a protein of 80 amino acids. The record is from RefSeq and is a predicted model, not a curated record. The transcript has 4 exons. Lineage: Eukaryota; Fungi; Ascomycota; Sordariomycetes; Magnaporthales; Magnaporthaceae.